CGGUAUUGUCGCUAUCACGCUGCCACUUUUUAACGUCGAAUUGCGAUAACAUUUUAACAGCUAAAAAAACUUGAAAAAUAAAGUAGAAAUUUAAUUGGAAACAAACUUUAAAAAAAAUUAUCAUCUGAUAAGUGAAUAAGUGUGAAGUGUCAUCUUAUUGUAUUUUGUUAUCUGUUGUCUAUAUUUGUCCUUAUUUUCAUUAUUUGAAUUAUUUUUGUGUGACGAAAGAUUUCAAAAUAUCAUCAUAACAGUACGCGAGUUCAUACUGUGUCGUUUAGUAAAUAUUGUUGAAACUAAUACUUUUGAUAAUAAUAACCUACUUUCUCUCAUUAUUUUUGUGAGGUUAAACCUACAUUUAUGUCAAAAUUGUCAAUUCCAUGUUUUGAUUUUCUUAAUUCAGAAAAUGAUGAACAAUAUUAAAAAUAAUUUUAGUUAAUAAUAAAUACGUGAAAAUACGGAAUGAAUAGUAAAUUGAUAUGUGAAACCAUAAUGAUAAAUAAUAAUAUCGUAACUAGCACUGACUGGUGAUCUAAUCGUAAAACAGUAGAAACAACAGUGAAUGUGUAUUUAAUAUUGUAGAUAAAGUGAAUUGGACACCAACUUUUAAAUAUAUAAUUGCUACCAAGAAGAUUUUUCUCACAGCAUAAGAAUAUAAAGGAUACAAAGGAUCUACAGAGAUCGGUGUAUGCGUGUGUAAUGUGACUCGUAUGGAAUAAUGAUCGUAUGCUUAAAAACUGUCGAAAGAGAACAAUCGUGAUUUAUCAUUCUGUAAUGGUGAAUAACCGUCACUAGCGAGAUGAAAUCUUGGGGCGAAGCGCUAUGGCGGAGUGCUUCUGCAAACUUCUCGCGUGUGGGUCGGCUACGGCGAGCGCUUCUGCUUCUUGCAGCUGCCGCUUGCACUGCAGCAGCUGUCCUUUACUGGCGACAACAAACUGAUGACUCUGCGCAUCGACCAUUGCAAUCUAUGUUUGCGGGUGUGGAGCCGCAAUGGUCAUGGAUUUGCCGGAACGAUCGCUGCGAAAGACUUUUGGCAUCAGAAACAAAUAUACUUCAGUCUCUUCCAACUUGCAAUAUGCUCUGCGCUUCCACACAACUUUGGCCACAGCCUACAGGUCCCGUUAGCUUGGCAACUGCCGCAAUCCGCGUACGUUCUAGCGGAUUAUCUCUCCAAGUAAUAGCCUCUCCCUCACGGGAAGUAAAGGAACACCUAAACGACGCUUUUAUGUUGAUGCGCGAUGACUUAAAAUCACUCGAAAAGUCCGCCGCCAUAGAGAACAGACGGUCUGACUCAGCGACACGUGACGUGCUUGUCCGAGUCACCGUUAAUGGAACCGGUGAUCCACGUAUGAGACAGGAUACAGACGAAAGUUACAAACUAAGUCUUCGACCAGCUGGAAAAUCUCUAGUCGUCGACAUAACUGCACACUCUUUUUGCGGUGCUCGACAUGGCUUCGAAACUUUGUCACAAUUGAUUUGGUUAGAUCCUUACGCUGGCUCACUCUUAAUUCUGGAAGCAGCUACUAUAGAUGACGCCCCUAAAUUUCGGUAUCGUGGCCUUCUUCUCGAUACAGCACGAAAUUAUUUUCCUGUUAGUGAUAUACUGCGUACAAUUGAUGCAAUGGGCGCUAGUAAAAUGAACACCUUUCACUGGCAUGUUAGUGAUUCUCAAUCAUUUCCUUUGAGAUUACAAAGCGCUCCACAAUUAGCGCAGCAUGGAGCGUAUGGUCCUGGAGCAGUGUACACGACUGACGACGUGCGAGCUAUCGUGAGGAAAGCUAGACUACGUGGAAUACGUGUUUUAAUAGAAGUAGACGCGCCGGCGCAUGUCGGGCGAGCUUGGACCUGGGGCCCAGGUGCAGGAUUAGGUCACUUGGCUCAUUGCGUUGAACUUGAACCGUGGAGCACGUACUGCGGCGAACCUCCUUGUGGACAGUUGAACCCGCGAAAUCCCCACGUUUACUCACUACUAGAGCUUAUAUACACAGAAAUUAUCCAACUUACCGGCGUUGAUGAUAUUUUCCACCUAGGAGGGGACGAAGUUUCAGAACGCUGUUGGGCACAACAUUUUAAUGAUACAGAUCCAAUGGAGUUAUGGUUCGAAUUUACACGACGAGCAAUGCUUGCCCUGGAACAAGCUAAUGGAGGGAAAGCACCUGAUUUAACUUUUCUCUGGUCUUCACGUUUAACCCAUACGCCAUACCUCGAACGCUUGGAUAAAAAACGAUAUGGAGUCCAAGUGUGGGGCUCUUCACGAUGGCCGGAAUCUCGAGCCGUACUAGACGCAGGGUAUCGUGCAGUUUUAUCGCAUGUUGAUGCUUGGUACUUAGACUGUGGAUUUGGUUCCUGGCGGGACAGUUCUGAUGGGCACUGCGGACCGUAUCGUUCAUGGCAACAAAUCUACGAACACAGACCAUGGAUAGAAGAAAUGCCGUCAGUUGCCACAGGAGUUGAGCCUUGGAGAGUUGAAGGUGGAGCAGCAUGUCAAUGGACAGAACAGCUAGGUUCUGGAGGCUUAGACGCCAGAGUUUGGCCAAGAACCGCAGCACUGGCAGAGCGAUUAUGGUCCGACCGUGUUGAAGGUGCCACGGCAGAUGUUUAUCUGAGGCUCGAUACGCAACGCUCACGGUUAGUAUCCAAAGGGAUACAUGCAGCUCCUUUAUGGCCUCGCUGGUGUUCUCACAAUCCUCACGCCUGCCUUUAGCAGUCGGCCAUAGAUGUACUUACAUAAAUUCGGUUGACGAGCACCGUAUUUAUGUAACGUAAGCUAUCUCAACAGAACUCCCUAUUGAGAUAUUUAUAUAGCUUCAAACUGUUUGGUAGUGAUUGAUGAAAUUAUUAUCUUAUUUAUAGUGUUAGAUCGAUGAAGUUUGGUGUACAUAAUAAUCAUGAAAUCGUAUUAGUAUAAUAUACGUUUAGUUUAUAAAAUUGUACAGCGCUUUAUUAUACUUAGCAGAAACUUAAUAACUCGUAUAGAUAUUUAUAGUGUAAGUGAAAUGUACUUGUUAUAAUACUAAAAUGAAAUACGUUUAAGUUAUAUAACAUAGUUAUUAUUUAAAUGUAGAUAGGAUGUAUUUGACUGCCAAUUUAGUCACAAUUUAAUUGCAAUCGCCUCCGACUAGGAGUUAAGAAACGUGUCAUAAAAGACACGACAUUAGUUAAAUGAACACAAAUAGAAUAUAGGAAUAAUUUGUUAAACAUUUGGUUUAUAUGAUUAAGGUAAACUAACAUAUUACAUGCAUAUCUUAAUUAAACAAAAAUAUGAUAUACUAUGAAACUGUUACUCGGUAAUGUAAUAUGUACCAAGGGAUUAUAUUUACUGAUUACCCUCUUAAUAUAACAUUACUAUAUAUAUCUAGAUAAUUUAAUCUGACAGCAGUAAAGUGGGUACUAUAGGUGAGGAUUGUUUUACAAUCCUUUAAAUGGGAUUUUUCUAGGUUAUAAUAACACCGCCAUUAUUGAAACCCGAGAUUUUUUCCAACUUAUUGUUGACUAUUUAAUAAAACAGAGCUGAAAUAUAUGUUAUAUUAUCUUGUAUUAGAUUUAAGUAAUAAAGAUCACAUAAUAACCAACAAUUAAUAAAUAUAUAAUUUCUAAUUGUAAUAUAGUUGAUACUACACAGUUAUAUACCCAAUACUGUUUUAGUACAAAACUUUAUAGCAUUUGUAAUUAAAAUAUUUGCAAAUAACUAAAUGAGAGAUGGUUAUUAGACUUGUUAAAUAAAUUAUUAUUUUAGUAUUCAUAGUUAUUUUAAAUGUAAUUAUAAUAUAAUUUUAAACGUUAGAAACAUGACAAAAUAAUUAUUAAAUUUCCCUAGGGCAUUGUAGUUUCUUUACUCAUAUUUUGAAUGUCGUUAAUUUAUAAAUAUUUAAUGUAACAUAUUUACGGCGAGUAGCAGCUUCAACUAAACACAGAAAUUUAAACACAUCACAUUUUAACGCUUUAAAUAAGAUGUUUUUGUCUGUUAUGGAAUUAUGUUUUAUCUACAAUUAAUUUCAUUACAGCUAGUGCAAAAUAUAAAAACUCGAAAAUCAUUUAAUUUUUACGUGAUGCUAAUUGAAUUGUCGACGUAGGUAUAUAAUAUUUACAUAAAUAAAACUAAAAAAAAAACAGUUAACUAUGUCAAGUUUAAUUUGUUUAGUAAUCUUUUAUUCAUAUUUUGUACAAAUUUUAAUGAAGCUCAAAACUACUAGCUUCUAAAGACAAUCGUUACUAAACGAAGACAUUACACUUCUUUAUAUUAGAAUACCUAUAUACAUGUAAUUUAGAUGUUCUUUUUAUCAAAUAUUGCUAUUAUUGACAGUGACAUGAAAUAUUUUGUUCAGUUAACGGUGUCGAUAAAGUUAAGUCCUUUGAUAUUAUCAGAAAUCAUAUACGUUGUACUAUUAGCGUGACAUUUAUUUAAUAAUACUAAUAUAUAAAGUAGAUUGUGUUUAAUAUUAUAUUAUAUAUUUCUCGAACUUUUUUCGAUUUGUCAAUUACGGUUUAGCUCUCAAUUCUACAACGCAAUUGUAAUGAUGGACUCUACUAUAAAUAAACUGAAAUUAUAAUAAUGUCAAUAAAAUUUUAAUUUUACUAUUAUAGGGUAAUCACUUGUUAACGCAAACGUACUAUAUUUUUAGGGCUGAUUAUUCAAUCGUCUGUAAAUUUUAUUACAAAAAUAACGGUUUGACAAUAUUUCUAUACAAAAACUGUCAAAACGUCAAACUCAUUCUUUAGCCAUUCCUUAUGUACGUGACAUGGCAGAUAGAAUAUUUUAUGCCUACUAUAUAUUAUAACUACCGUAGAAAGAAACAAAAAAGGAGAAAAUCAACAUGGAAUUGAAAAAUCAGCCCUUAUACUAACGAUAUUUCAUUUAAAAUUUCAUAAAAAUUUACAUCACCAAAAAAUUUUUGGUUAUUAUGAACUUGUCGGAAUUCAUUUUAUAUUUUGAAAUGAUCAUAAUAUUGUUCGUAGUCCUCUUUAACUCUUUAAUACUCAGUUAAACUUUAAUCACAUUUAGAGUAUGUUCGGAUGAAAUCCUUUUUUUUUUUUGUAAAUGGCUUUAUAAUAUUUAUUCAUAUUGUAUCAUGUUAAUAUUAAACUGGCACAAUUUUGUACAUUUUGUAAGUAAUGUUUGGUGCUAUAGUGAUUUUGUGGUGUACUUCUAUGAAAUAAAUAAGCUGAAAUUA
Messenger RNA from Nymphalis io (European peacock), 5168 nucleotides. It is a transcript of the gene FDL, whose product is annotated as probable beta-hexosaminidase fdl. Gene Ontology annotation, molecular function: beta-N-acetylhexosaminidase activity. Gene Ontology annotation, biological process: carbohydrate metabolic process; ganglioside catabolic process; glycosaminoglycan metabolic process. Lineage: Eukaryota; Metazoa; Arthropoda; Insecta; Lepidoptera; Nymphalidae. The transcript has 5 exons. Gene Ontology annotation, cellular component: membrane. Bases 797 to 2701 code for a protein of 634 amino acids. The record is from RefSeq and is a predicted model, not a curated record.